UAGUCGAAGAAAUCGCCACGAAUUGAAUAAAAGGUUGCUUUCUAUGUUAAGAAAAAGAAAACAAUAAGUGAAUUUCUAGUAAAAGUCUUUUUUCAACUAAUAUUAUUUUAUGAAAUAUUUGUUCCAAAACAAAAUAAAUUGAGUUCAUACAAAAACAAUUUGAAAAUAAGAUUUACUAAAGCAUAGAAAAUUUCGUUAUACUUAAUGACGGUUUUUAUUUGAAUAACUUUAAAAACUAAAAGUGAAAGUUGGUUUGUUUUGUGCAGGUUUGUGUUUUCUGAAUAAAGUGCGAAAAUAACUUAAAGAAUUCUUCAAAUUUAAUAUAAUGGCCACGGGUAAUUGCCAAUAUUCAACCAGAUAUUGUUGGGACGCAGACAAAGUGAAAUCACUAAUUCGAUUAAGAGCUGAAUUAUCUCCGCUAUUUACAGGAAAAAGAAAUGCUUCAAAAUAUGCAUGGGCGGUGGUCGAGAGAGAGUUAAACGUGCCACUUCCACUUUCAAAAAUAAUUAAAAAAUGGAAUAACUUGCUUCAGGAAUAUAAGGCUAUAAAAAUAUCAGAAGAGCCGAAAAGGAGAGAGUGGCCUUUUUUUACUUUAAUGGAUGUUUAUUUCAGUGACCAAGUAAACGAUCCAUCUCUUCGGUUAUUUUCUUCAACGAAAACUUUAAAAGAAUCUUUAGAUGAGAGUGUUUUUGAAGACGAUCCGAUUAUAGUAUCAGCAAUAGCUGCCGUUACAUCUGGUGCUUGUAUGGAAAUAGAGGACUUAUUGAAACGCCAAAAAGAUAAAAGAGCAAACAAAGACCAUUUUGCUCAAGAAAAUAAGUCGACUGACGAAAACAGAUAUCCUUUUGACAGAUAUAAAAUAACUGAAAACAAAACUAAUGUGGUAACUGUAAAAAAUUUUAAUUGUUUGCAGUUUGAAAAAGAUAUUAAAAAAAUAUCUGAGCAACGCGAUCUUGUUAAGCAUGAGGAAGUAAUACAUUCCAAUCCAGUUCUACAGCAAAAACAAUCGCCACCAUCUCCAGCAGUACAAAAUAAAUUUACGGAUUCGAACUCUAUUGAUCAAUACUUAUUAUCUUGGAACAAUUUUUUAGGUAAUAUGUCAAGAGGUUUCCAUACUUUACAAAAAGAUGAAAAAAUGGUUGACGUGACCAUAGCAGCGGGGGGUAAAAUUUUCAAAGCCCACAAAUUGGUUCUAUCAGUAUGUAGUCCGUACUUUCAAGAAAUAUUUUUGGAAAAUCCUUCAAACCACCCAAUCCUUUUAAUGGCUGACGUAGAAGCUAACCAUAUGGCAGGACUUCUUGAUUUUAUGUAUAGCGGCCAAGUGAAUGUUAAAUAUGAAGACCUUCCUGUUUUCCUGAAAGUUGCAGAAGCCAUGAAAAUCAAAGGCUUACAUACGGAGAAACCUGAAGGUCAAAAUCUCGAUGAAAUACUAUUCUCUCGAGACGACGCUGAUUUACAAGCCUUAAAUUCUUCAUCUAUGCCAAUUAAGGUCUUAGAACAAUCUACAUCAGCAUCAUUUAGCACAGAAAAGAAACGUCAUUCCAGAACCUCUUUAUAUCCAAUUGAUCGCAAUACGAAUUUGGAUCUACACCGUUUCAACACAUGUAAUACAUUAAACUAUGAGCAGGCAUCAAAUAAAUUCUCGGUUUACAAAACUAAUGGAAGCAAAAAACUAUCUGAACAUCUUAAACAACAGAAGUAUUUAACGAAACGAAAAUUUUUUGUCCACUGCGAAAAUGAAUUUACAGAAAAAAAAAACUUUGAGAUAUCAGAUAAACGUACACAUAAUAAUUCACAACCAGAUAUGUUACAUAUGGUACAAGCAACAGUACAAGAUAGCAACACAAACAAUGAAGACAUUUUAAAUUUAGCACAAAACGGAAUUUCAAAUUCUCCGAAAAAUUGUAUAUCCACAAUUCUAUUGGGAUCUAAAAAAGACAGUUAUAAUCAAACUUCUUUUGCCGAAACAAAUGAGGAACCCCUAAAAGAUACAUAUAAUGAAGAUAGAAUGCAGUGUUAUGCGCCUAAAUCUAAUGAGGACGGCAACAACAACAGUUUAAACACAGCAGAUAUCGCAUUGCUACCAAAUAAUAACAGCGUUGAUGGAAACAAAAAUAUCUCAAACAAUUGUUAUAAGCCCUCUAGAAACGCAGUCGUCACUAAUAAUGAAAGAAUCCAAAAUGAUGACAACAACAACGCAUCUAAUGAUUUAAAUUACGACUUCAAAACAGACCUUAAAAAACAAGCAGACAAUAAUAAUAACGUUUUCUUAGAAGCCCCCAGCAAUAUAGAAGCAAAAAAGGAUGAAAGAACUAAAGAGAUGAAAUUGAAGCCGUAUUCCAACCUUUGUUAAGUAAAUUACAAGAUAAACGUCCUUAUUUAAUUUUUCACUAUACUACAAAUACAGUGUUGGUCAAAACUAAAGCAACUCAAUUAGUAGUUUUUAUUUUUGGUGUAUAAUAUCUCUGGUUAACAUAUUUUGUAAUAUCUUUUUAUUAUUAAAUGUCCUUACUAUAUUCACAAUAAUAAUAGUUAAAAAACGCAUUAUCUAAUUAUUGUAUCAGAUCUUCUGGUCAACUUGCCAAGAACAGCAAAAUGUUGUUGUAUUACAUACAUUUUGUCACACAAUAUUAAAAAUGUAACACCGAAUUUUAACACAGUAAGAUUUUUUUCUAUAAAGUUGCUUUAGUUUUGUCACGACAAAAACACGACAUAGUUCAAUGAAUGUUCGUUUAUUCUGUUGUCUGGAAAUUAACUAUUAUUCUAAAUAUAGUAAGGAUAUUUAGUAGUUAAAAGUAAGAAAACAUUUCAAUCCAUGAUAUUAUACAUCAAAAAGUGAAACAACUAGUGAAGUUGUUUUAGUUUCCUUUUACUCUGUAUAUAUAAUUAAGACAAUUUUUGAAUUUGUUAUUGUUUGAAAGCUAAAUAUUUUCAAGAUACCACAAUAUCUAUUAAAUUUUUUUUAAGUAUUGUACAAUGUACAUGCUUAUAUUGUUAUAUUUAAGUUUUUUUUGUAAGAAUGUUAUUUAUUAUCAUAAUACACUGAGAAUUCUUUUGUUUUUGGUUUUAUAUUGUAUUUAUUU
Molecule: messenger RNA, 3083 nt
Organism: Eupeodes corollae
Lineage: Eukaryota; Metazoa; Arthropoda; Insecta; Diptera; Syrphidae
Product: AP2/ERF domain-containing protein PFD0985w
Exons: 7
Coding region: 326-2353 (675 amino acids)
Biological process (GO): regulation of transcription by RNA polymerase II
Cellular component (GO): nucleus
Molecular function (GO): protein binding
Source: RefSeq, a predicted model, not a curated record